AUGGAUCAUAUGGCAGAAGCACAUUUUCAACUUCCACCGCUAAAAGUAGCAGUGAUCGGUGCCGGAGUUUCGGGUCUUCUCGCCGCCCGCGAGCUUCAGCGGGUCGGUCUCAAUGCGGUGGUUUACGAAAGAUCCGACCAAAUCGGAGGAACAUGGGCGUACACUCCAGAAGUGGAAGAAGAAGAUCCACUCGGGUUGGAUCCAAACCGGAAAAUCGUUCACAGUAGUCUCUACAAAUCCCUCCGAACCAACUUUCCGCCGGCGCUUAUGGAGUUCAUGGAUUAUCCCUUUAAUGUCGGUGGCGGGUUUGAUAGGAAGACAUACUUUGCAACCCACGAAGAAAUCCUCCAAUUCUUGAAGAAUUUUGUCGCGCAUUUCGGGCUUGAGAAGCUCAUUCGGUUUAGUACCCGAGUUGUUCGUGUUGAGGCAGAGGACGUUGGCCGGAGAUGGAUUGUUGAGUCGAAAAAAGAAGCUACCGGAGGGAUGGGAAGGCGAUCCGACGAAGAACUGUUUGACGCCGUUGUGGUUUGUAAUGGUCAUAACACACAGCCAAGACUUGCAAAUGUCGCAGGAAUCAAAAGAUGGCCUGGAAAACAAAUUCACAGUCACAAUUAUCGAGUUCCAAAACCUUACAAAGAUCAGGUUGUAGUUGUGAUUGGUGGUGGACCAAGCGCCUAUGAUAUUGCAUUUGACAUUUCAAAAGUAGCAAAAGAAGUUCAUAUCUCAACCAGACAUCCUCAAGCAGAGGUUAAAAAAUUUGGGACAUGUAACAAUAUGUGGCAGCAUUUACAGAUCAAAGAGUGCCACGAGAAUGGAGAAGUAUGCUUUGAGGAUGGAGCAUCAAUUGUUGUCGAUACCAUUAUUCAUGCCUCCGGGUUCAAAUAUGAUUUCUCUUUCCUGAAAACAAAUGGAGUUGUGACAGUUGAUGACAAUAGGGUUGGACCUUUGUACAAGCACGUCUUUCCUCCCCAACUUGCUCCCACCCUUUCUUUUGUUGGCAUCCCAAAACAGACAGUGAAUUUUCGGAUGAUAGAAUUGCAAGCCAAGUGGGUGGCGCAAGUGUUAUCUGGGAAAGUGGCACUGCCUUCAAAAGAAGAGAUGUUGGCAGAUGUUGAAUUACAUUACCUGCAAAUGGAAAAGAAUGGCAUCCCAAAGCAUCAUACCCACACCAUAGCCUUGCACUCAUAUUAUAAAGGGUUUGGGUACAUGGACUGGCUAGCUGCUCAAAUAGGACUUCCACCGGCUGAUGAGGAAUUAAAAGUCGUACUGGACAGACUUAUUGAAUUUAAUAUGAAAAAAGCACAACCACAACCUCUAAAAGUAGCGGUGAUCGGUGCCGGAGUUUCGGGUCUUCUCGCCGCCCGGGAGCUUCGACGGGUCGGUCUAAAUAAUGUGGUGGUUUACGAAAAAUCCGGCCAAAUCGGAGGAACAUGGGUGUACACUCCAGAAGUGGAAGAUGAUGAUCCGCUCGGGUUGGAUCCUAACCGGAAAAUAGUUCACAGUAGUCUCUACAAAUCGCUCCGAGCCAACUUACCGCCUACGCUUAUGGAGUUCAUGGACUAUCCCUUUAAUGUAAAUGUUGGUGGGGAUUUUGAUAGGAAAACAUACUUCGCCAGCCAUGAGGAAGUGUUGCAAUUCUUGAAGAACUUUGUCGCGCAUUUCGGGCUUGAGAAGCUAGUCCGGUUUAAUACCCGAGUUGUUCGGGUUGAGGCGGAAGACGGUGGCCGGAGAUGGAUUGUUGAGACGGAAAAAAACAUGACCGGUGGCCUGGAAACGGGAUCCGAAGAGGAAAUGUUUGACGCGGUUGUGGUUUGUAAUGGUCAUAACACGCAACCCAGACUUGCAAAUGUUCCAGGAAUCAAAGGAUGGCCUGGAAAACAAAUCCACAGUCAUAACUAUCGAAUUUCAAAGCCUUACAAAGAUAAGGUUGUAGUUGUGAUUGGUGGUGGACCAAGCGCCUAUGAUAUUGCAUUUGACAUUUCAAUAGUAGCAAAAGAAGUUCAUAUCUCAACCAGAAAUCCUCACGCUGAGGUUAGAAAAUCUGAGACAUCUAACAAUGUGUGGCAGCAUUUACAGAUCAAAGAGUGCCACGAGAAUGGAGAAGUAUGCUUCGAGGAUGGGGCAUCAAUUAUAGCUGAUAUCAUUCUCCAUGCCACCGGGUUCUACUAUGACUUUUCUUUCCUGAAAACAAAUGGUGUUGUGACUGUUGAUGAUAAUCAAGUUGGGCCAUUGUAUAAGCAUGUUUUCCGUCCCCAACUUGCUCCCACCCUUUCUUUUGUUGGCAUCCCAAAACAGACAGUCAAUUUUCUGGUGAUGGAAUUGCAAGCAAAGUGGAUAGCAGAAGUUCUAGCUGGAAAAGUGGCAUUACCUUCAAAAGAGGAGAUGAUGACCGAUAUUGAAUUACAUUAUCAGCAACUGGAGAAGAAUGGUAUCCCAAAGCAUCAUACCCACAACAUAGCCUUAAAAAGUUUUGAAUAUGUGGACUGGUUGGCUGCUCAAGUUGGAUUACCACCCGCUGACGAGGAAUUAAAGGUCCUACUGGAGAGAGUUAUGGAAUUUACUAUAAAAAAUCAGCAUGAUAAAAAAGACUUUGCAGAGCAUUUUUAUAAGUUGUAAAUCAUUGUAGUCUGAGCUACUUGUUCAUGGGUAUGGACUCCCAUCAAUUCUUUUUUGUGAACUUUUAAAAUCUUUCUUUGUACGUUGUGUAAUAACUGGAAUUAAAAAAAUAUUAUACUUCCAAAAUAAUUGCUUAUCUGCAUUUUAAAAUACUAGAUAGAAUUGACGCA
This is a messenger RNA of Oldenlandia corymbosa var. corymbosa, 2786 nucleotides long. NCBI's taxonomy places the organism in Eukaryota, Viridiplantae, Streptophyta, Magnoliopsida, Gentianales, Rubiaceae. The record is from the annotation of a GenBank genome assembly.